AUGUCAAUGGGUCGUAUCAUUGAAUUUAAAUCUGCUGGAUCUCCACCAUCAGAGAGAGGAGUUCUUCUGAUACUGCUGCCAGUGGUUAAAGUCUCCAACAAAGCUCUACUGAGUGGCUGUAACCUCUCAGAGAGAAGCUGUGAAGCUCUGUCCUCAGUUCUCAGCUCCCAGUCCUCCAGUCUCAGAGAACUGGACCUGAGUAAGAACAACCUGCAGGAUUCAGGAGUGAAGCUUCUCUCUGCUGGACUGAAGAGUCCAAACUGCAACCUGGAAACUCUCAGCUUAUCAGGCUGUUUGGUCUCAGAGGAAGGCUGUGCUUCUCUGACCUCAGCUCUGACCUCCAACCCCUCCCAUCUGAAAGAGUUGGACCUGAGCUACAAUCAUCCAGGAGACUCAGGAGUGAAGCUGCUGUCGGCUGGACUGAAGGAUCCACACUGGAGACUGGAAGCUCUCAGGGUGGAGCCUGCUGGAGGCCGAUUCUUGACUCCAGAUCUGAAGAAAUAUUCCUGUCAACUCACCAUCGACACAAACACAGUGAACAAAUUCCUCCAACUGUCUGAAGGCAACAGGAAGGUGACAUAUGUGGAGGAGCUUCAGUCAUAUCCUGAUCAUCCAGACAGAUUUGAUGAUCCUCAGCUGCUGUGUAGAACUGGUCUGACUGGUCGCUGUUACUGGGAGGUCAAGUGGAGAGGAGAAGUUUAUAUAUCAGUGAGUUACAGAAGAAUCAGGAGGAAAGGCGACAAUGAGUAGCAGUGUAUGUGGACUGUCCUGCUGGCAUUCUGUCCUUCUACAGAGUCUCCUCUGACUCACUGAUCCUCCUCCACACCUUC
Molecule: messenger RNA, 830 nt
Organism: Poeciliopsis prolifica (blackstripe livebearer)
Lineage: Eukaryota; Metazoa; Chordata; Actinopteri; Cyprinodontiformes; Poeciliidae
Product: ribonuclease inhibitor-like
Exons: 7
Coding region: 1-750 (249 amino acids)
Molecular function (GO): protein binding
Source: RefSeq, a predicted model, not a curated record